AUGACCGACAAAAUCCACCACGCCGCCGACCAAGUGAUCGGUUCGAUCGACUCGGGCAUGCACCGGAUCCACGGCGCCGGGGACGUCGUCCGCGGGACGGCGAUGGAGGCGCUGGACAAGCUCCUGCACAGCCGCGAGGGGGAAGAGAGAGAUCGCGAAAUAGCCCAGAGAGGACGCGCCGAGAUGGAGACGGCAGGAGAGUGGGAGCGAGAGCGGGGGGGCGACGACGACGACGGGGGGUGGUCCGGGUCCACCGCCAGUGCCACGCGCACGAAACUCCACGCACACUCCGGACGGCCGAGAAGUAGGAGUGGAGGCGGAGGCGGCAUCGGUGAGGGAUCACAUCUCGCGCAGUCGAGGAUCAGGACGGCGGAGAAUGCUUCGAACCUGUCGAGCCCUCACACUCGGGAGGAGGGACACGGGGCCGAAAGACGACGGAUCGGGUCAGAGAAGGGGGACGAGUUGAAGGCUGCGAGGCUGGCGAUGAGGGAGUGA
This is a messenger RNA of Exophiala spinifera, 495 nucleotides long. RefSeq lists its product as uncharacterized. Bases 1 to 495 code for a protein of 164 amino acids. The record is from RefSeq and is a predicted model, not a curated record. The transcript has a single exon. Lineage: Eukaryota; Fungi; Ascomycota; Eurotiomycetes; Chaetothyriales; Herpotrichiellaceae.